AUGGCACACCUUGCCACUGUCAGCUUCUCAGGUCCUCACGCCUAUGCGCUGCCAGGUGGCUUCACGAAGGCAAGAAUCCACCUCCGUCGCAAGUCCGAGGCGUCAUCAGAGCUCCUCCUGAGCAUCGAGCGUGCUGCCAAGGGCUUCGAGUCCUUUUCCCUGCCGGAGGAUGGACAGGUCCAUGCCUGUGACAAGUCCUCCUUCAUCCAGGAGUCUGCGGAAGUCCAGUUUCGAUGCUCUCCUGAUGGCAUCCGCGUUGACGUGCUGGACGCACGCGAGGCCAUCACACUCUGCUUCCCUGACCAGCGUGUAGUGGUCCAUGACGGUCUGCCGUUGCAUUUCAGAUCGCCACCGGCGGGGGAGAGCUUUUUCCGCUUCCUACGUUUCUGGGGCCUCCUCGCCUGGGCGAGAGACUUCCUCCGGCUCCUUCGCCCCAAGCCGAAGUUGGCCUAA
This is a messenger RNA of Symbiodinium pilosum, 453 nucleotides long. Lineage: Eukaryota; Dinophyceae; Suessiales; Symbiodiniaceae. The record is from the annotation of a GenBank genome assembly.